Molecule: messenger RNA, 3727 nt
Organism: Leptidea sinapis
Lineage: Eukaryota; Metazoa; Arthropoda; Insecta; Lepidoptera; Pieridae
Product: retinol dehydrogenase 11-like
Exons: 2
Coding region: 4-759 (251 amino acids)
Source: RefSeq, a predicted model, not a curated record
ACGAUGUGGACGAAUAUUUUGCUUUCCGUUCUAAUUAUAAUUUUUGCGGUUUACUUUUGUUGCUGUGUGAGUGCUGCACUUAUUCGGUUUAUACUUGAGCCUACCAUCGCUUUGUGUAAUUGUAACACUAGGCUAGAUGGCAAAACAGCUGGAAUUGGCUUCGAGACGGCAAAAGAUUUAGCAAAUCGAGGGGCCAGGGUAAUAAUUGCAGACAUUAACAACGCUGAAACAUCUGUUACUAAUAUUAUUCAGUCCACUGAUAAUCCAAACGUACAAUACAUACACGUAGAUCAAUGUAGAAUCGUUAAUGUAACUUCAGGUGUUUAUACAAAAGCGAGUGUGGAUUUUGAAGAUUUGUCGGGAAGUCGGACGAGGAAUUUCUUUUUUAGAUACGCGAAUAGUAAACUGUGUGUAUCUUUGUGGACCAAGGCAUUGGCGAGACAUUUUCCAUCGAAUAUAUCAGCGUUUUAUGUGCAUCCAGGAAUGGUGAUAUCAAAUAUACUGUUGGAUCGAAAGUCAGUUGGCGGUCGAUUUAUCAAAGCUACUUUGUUUCGUUAUUACAGAAACUGUUUCGAAGGUGCACAAACAACAAUACACUGCUGUGUUGCACCAUGUUUAGAGAAAUACUCUGGAAGCUACUUCUCCAACUGUGAACUCCAGGAUAAAGCAAACCUACAGAACGAGGAGGAUCUAGUGGAAAAGCUUUGGGUGCAGACAAAUUUGUUUCUGAACAAUUACGAAGAGUUCAAUCAAACUUGAGAAAGUGUUAAAAACAGUUACCUAAAUACGUAAAAUAUCUUUACUGUAAGUUAUUUUUUCAUACUUGCUAAGCUAAUACACAAAAAAUAUUAACCAUGUAUAAUUAAAUCAAUUAUAAUUUAUUCGUCAUGAUCAAGGUCAUGUCUUUUAUAAACGGCCAUAUAAUUACAUUCAAUGUAUUUUGUAGAGAUAGUGAUUACCAUAGUCAAUUAAUAUUUUACAAUACAUAUACAGACUGCAUCAAAACUGACCGUUUUUGAUACUUUAAAUAUAAUAAAAAAUACAAGCAGUAUGCAUUGUAGGAUAGGUACGUUUUUAUUAUCUUAUUUGAAACUAAAUUAUUGUUAGAGUAACUUAUUUUCUUUUGAAUGCACAAUUUUUUGAAGGGAUAUUUUUUUUUCAUUUGUUUAUCAGUCGGAGGCUCCUUUGCACAGGAUGCCGGCUAGAUUAUGGGUACUGCAACGGCGCCUAUUUCUGCCGUGAAGCAGUAACGUGUAAACAUUACCUACUGUGUUUCGUUCUGAAGGGUGCCGGAGCUAGUGAAAUUACUGGUCAAAUGAGACUUAACUUUUUGAAGUGAAACUUUUUUAGGCGCAUGAGGGUAAUUUAUUUACAAAUGAAACGGAAAAGAACGUCACGGGAAUUUGAGACCUUUUUUGUUCAAGGGAGAGAGCGAUUGACACCGAUUGAGGAAGAGUAUUUCUUACUCUCGGGCUUCCCUACUAGCCAUGUAUCGUCCAGGUUUAGCGCGCGGCCGCUAGUAAGUAGAACAUCUUGGAACCUUAGAUUUUCAAAAAUAUUACUUUUUAGGACUAUAGCGCAUUAAUGUUAAGAGUUUUAAAGGAGAAUAACCAAAUUGGUACUUGUACAUUUAUCAAUAUUAAAGAUUAUAGUAGGAUUUAUUACGGAUACAAUGAGAUAAAAUGAGGAGUUGUUGCUAGUGGACAAAGUCUACAAAUAUUAUUUAAAGCUAUGAAAUAGUUUUUAUGAGAAACGAGUUACUAAUCGAUUUUGUCAUUACAAAGAGAAAUACUUACAGAAAUAUGUCAAAUACAACUUAUCCACAUGAACGAUAUUCUAGUAAUUUUUUUGUAUUCAGUUUCCUAAAGUAUCAGCUACCGUAUUCAUAAAGGUAUUCAUUUUAUACUAGCUGACCCAACAGACGUUGUUCUGUACGAAGUAAAUAAUACACAUUUUUUAUUGUCAAAAAUAUUUCAAAUAUUUCAUAACAUCAAGAAUUAUUUCGUAAAAUAUGCUUCCUGUUGUUAUAAUGAAAUUGUUUCACAGCAGAACUGUCAAACCGUGCGUCAAUAAAUUAUCUCAUAGAAAAUAUGUCCAUACAAAACAAAUAUUGGAAUUAAAAAUAAUUAUGGGUCUCAAAUCAAAAUAAAAACUAUCCUAUCUCUCAAGUUGGUCUAAACUGCACUCGAUGAAGAUGAUGCACCCCAUUAAAAUCCAUUCAUUAGUUUACGAGUCCAUCGCGGACAAACAACGUGUCACGUAAUUUAUAAUAUUAAGAUUGUUUUUCCGUUUUCGAUUCGAUGUGGCUGAUAGUAAAAUCUCAAAUCGAUAUCAUCUGUCGGCUGUCAAUGUAACUUCUGUCAUAGUUUUUGACUUUGACAUAAAAGAUUUUAUUAACUUGUGAUUUGCGAACGCUUCUUAGAUGCAUUGGUGUUACAGUUUUUUAUAAAUUUUAUGAGUAAAAGUAGAAUGUGAGGAUAUUAACUAAUAAAAUUAUUAAAAUUAAUAUUGUUUCCUUCUCAUUCUUUUUAAGAUUUCUCUUGAUAAGGGAUUCUGACGAACUGAGAACCUCUUCCUUUUGUUGAAGCUAGUUAAAAAAGGUCUUUAUGAAACUACUUAGGAAAACCUUUAUCAACGGAUGAAAUUUUUCUUUCAGUUACGUAACAGUCAUGUGUAAGCAAUAUAAUAAUUUCCAUAGCAUCUGUAACUAUUGAGACCCAUUAGUCUCAAGAAUUAACAUGUUUGGCACUUCCUUUUAUUGUAUGUAUUAAAAUGUGUGUUGCUAACACAAAUUUUAAUACAUACUAAAAAAUAGCAAAAUAGCAAUGGAAUAUUGCAAUUGUGAGCGUACAAGGGUUUAGUAUAAUUGUAAAAAGUAAACGACUUCUAAAAGUUUUAUGAUAAAUCCAUACGUACAUGGCCGUUGGGCCAGUAAAGUCCUCGAAUGGCGACCAUGUACCGGAAGACGCAGUGUUGGUAGGCCCCCCACAAGAUGGACUGACGAGCUGGUCAAGAUCGCCGGAAUACGUUGGAUGAGGGCAGCGCAGCACCGAUCGUCGUGGAUAUCUUUGCGAGAGGCCUUUGUCCAGCAGUGGACGUCUUCCGGCUGAUGAUGAUGAUGAUACAAACAUUUAGUGUCUUAGUCAGUAGUAUGCAAAGAAGUGUCAAUAUCAAGAUUUACAUGUAAUUAACUGUUCAAAAUAAGUCGUAUGUAUGUCCAUAACAGAUUAUACUCUAGUCAACGGAACAUUACAGAAUGGAUAAUUAUAAUCUGCAUUACACUUCCUUUUCGAAAUUAGAUAAAUAUUAUCUUGCCUUACUUCGAAUUAAAAUAAACUGCGUACUGAUUAUUAUUAAUUAUUAUUUGUUUAAAAUUGGUGACUGUUUAUGUUUUGUUUGAAUUUUAAAUGUCACAUGUUUUUAGUUAAAAAUAUACGAGAGCAUUUGUAUCAUAUCACAGUGUUUUUCACGUUCCAAAAAUACACACUUGUAUUUAUUAAAAAAUACACAGUUUUAAAUAUCUCAUUCAAUUCGCUACAGCUGUACGCAAUACACAUUUUAUUUUUAACCAUGUGCUUUGGGGGCCCGGUGACUUGUAGCACAGGUAUUUUGUUACCUAUUUCAAGCGCUGGUCUCUCACAAUUAUAACAAUGUAUCUAUAUAGAUUUUAAUAAACUGGGUAUUGUAAGUUUUUAUUGUGAGAGAAAAUAAAUAUAUUUUGAUUAGA